Molecule: messenger RNA, 1959 nt
Organism: Cyanistes caeruleus (blue tit)
Lineage: Eukaryota; Metazoa; Chordata; Aves; Passeriformes; Paridae
Source: RefSeq, a predicted model, not a curated record
UGUGUUCCUCAGUGUCUUGAUGAGAUCUAUAGGGAACAAAAACACAGUUCUCCUUGGCCUUGGCUUUCAGAUCUUUCAGCUGGCUUGGUAUGGCUUUGGAUCUCAGUCUUGGAUGAUGUGGGCAGCAGGAGCUAUAGCAGCGAUGUCAAGCAUUACAUUCCCAGCAAUUAGUGCUCUGGUUUCACGAAAUGCGGAGGCAGAUCAACAAGGUGUUGUCCAAGGAAUAAUAACUGGAGUGAGAGGACUGUGCAAUGGCCUGGGACCAGCACUGUAUGGCUUUAUUUUCUUUCUCUUCCAUGUGGAACUCAAUGAAUUGCUAACUGAUAACACUUCUGAAAAAAAGACAAAGCAGAAUCUUAGUGAUAAGAGUGCGAUCAUUCCUGGUCCCCCCUUCCUGGUUGGAGCGUGCAUUGUUCUUCUGGCUUUUCUAGUCGCCUUAUUUAUUCCUGAGAACAGAAAAGCCAGCAGUACCAAAAAACACAGCAACAGCAACAGCGGUAGUCUGAGUAACAACCUAGACCAAAGUAAUGAAGAGGACACUGAACCACUGCUGCAGGAUAGCAGUGUAUGAAGGCUAAAUUCUGAGGGGCCUAUGGAAGAAAUUCAUGCACUGAAUUGUGUCUCUGGAAGCUUGAUGGGAGGUACAGAGCAUCUUGCCUUUGAGAGGAAGACAACUGUGACAGGCAGUCACUUGCUGUUUGAUACUUGAGGUGGCUGUCAUGCUUGCAGAAGUGGUUAUUCAGAGCAGCAGGUCACAAGCUGGUGUGGUUCUACCCAAUACUGGACUGCAAGUGCUGUGUCAAAUUUUGAUAUUGGGUAGAAGCCUGAAUAUUGAAAGAGAAUUUUUUUAAGGGUUUGAAUGUUUAGCUCCUAAAAUUGUGAGAUAAUGCGAAAUAAACAGGUUUCAGCCAAAACAAUUUCUGCCGUCACUAUAAUAGGUUGUUUUGCAUUUCUUAUGCCUUUUUGUCUGCAUCUAUGCCACAUGUAGUCAUGAUAUGGGAGGCACUGAUGUCUAUAUAGUUUUGAUACCUGAAAUAGUAGUUAUCAAUGAAGUUCUCAAAUAUUAUUUACUAACAGGUAGUCUAGUAGUUACCAGAAAGCAGUGAUGAAACUGAGAUGGCAGAAUUCUUAAUGUGUGUGGUCACAUGUGACAGUAGUUACCCAUAAAUAAAGGUUAUACAGAAACCCUAAACCCACAUUCUAGAAUAUUAAGUUUCGUGCAGUUAAAGCAAAUCCAGAUGGCACCCAAGAACCAGGUCCCAAUAACAUUUUGAUUAUAAAAAGUAAAAUUUUAAUUUUAAAGCAAGCAGUGUCAGAAAUACAGACACUUCUGAGUGGGUGCCAGAGUACUUUACAUCAAGAUGUAUAUGUAUGUACUGCAUUUUGUCACUUUAUCUGCCAUAUAAACUAAUUUUUCCUAUUAAUUCCUUUCACCACUGCCUUAACUGCUUCUUAGUGUUCAGUUAUUAAUAAUAUUCAGCCUUCAUAUCUCUGUCUUACCUGCUGAAUAUCAUGGAUAUAUCCAUAUUUUUUUUUUCUUAAAAGAUGCUUCAAAGGAGUUAUGAAUUGUAACAAAUGUGCUAAUUUUUAGAGACAUUUUAUGAAGAAGAUAGAGAUUUAUAUGUAUUUUGCUGCAAUGUAAAUGGACUAUUAAACCCAACUUUGAUGAAAUACUCCUAUGAAUGUUUUAUAUGUAUGCAAUAUAUGUAGAUAUUUGUAAGGAGUUUUAGUUUUUCCAGAUGGGGUGCUGUGUAAAUCAUGUAUUUAUAAAUGUAAUGAGGGUACAGACAGUUAUACAAUUUUUUAAAAGGAUUGUGUAUUGACUGAACACAUUUUAAAAAUACGUAUUUUGAAACUUGUUCCACACUGAGCACAGAUAAGAAACCUUUUGUACUGUGCAAGUUGAUUUUUAAGUUAAUAAACUUCCUAAUGCAUAAUAAAUAUAAAUAUUAAGCUUUC